GACUUUGUUGUUGUGGUUCCUCUUCUUCCUCAGACGCAGGUCGGUGUAGGAUCAGCAUGGAGUCCGUCCGCCUCUUGUUUUUAAACAUUUUGAUAGUUUUUUGCACCUGUUCAGCUUCACCCCCAAACUUCGUCCUGAUCUUCGCAGAUGAUUUGGGUUUCGGGGACUUGGGGUGUUACGGACACCCCAGUUCACUCACUCCAAACCUGGACCGGAUGGCAGCGGGAGGACUCCUGUUCACAGACUUCUACUGCACCAGCCCGGUGUGCAGCCCGUCCAGGGCAUCAUUGUUGACAGGGCGCUAUCAAACCCGCUCAGGUAUCUACCCAGGAGUGUUGUACCCAGGCUCUAUAGGGGGACUUCCUCUGAAUGAGACUACCAUUGCUGAAGUGUUGAAACCUCUGGGCUAUGCUACUGCUGCAGUUGGGAAGUGGCACUUAGGAUUUGGGGCCAAUGGGACGUUUCUUCCAACCAAGCAGGGGUUUGACAAGUACCUGGGGAUCCCGUACUCCCAUGAUAUGGGCCCCUGUCACAACCUGACUUGUUUCCCUCCAGAUGUUAAGUGUUUUGGACUGUGCGAUGUUGGCACUGUGACUGUCCCACUGAUGUACAAUGAGAUCAUCAAACAGCAGCCAGUCAACUUCCUCAGUCUGGAAAGGACUUACAGCGACUUCGCAACCAAUUUCAUUACCACGUCAGCCAAGAAAAAACAACCUUUCUUCCUCUACUAUCCUUCCCAUCACACCCACUACCCCCAGUAUGCAGGUCCGGGGGCAGCUGGGCGGUCUUUAAGGGGUUCAUUUGGAGAUGCUCUGUUGGAGCUUGACACCACAAUAGGAGACCUGCUGACAACUCUGGAGAAGACAGGAGUGAUCAACAACACACUGGUCUUCUUCACUUCAGACAAUGGGCCUGAACUGAUGCGUAUGUCCCGUGGAGGUAAUGCUGGCCUACUGAAAUGUGGAAAAGGCACCACAUAUGACGGAGGCAUGAGAGAGCCGGCCAUCGCCUUCUGGCCAGGGACCAUCAGGCCAGGUGUGACUCAUGAGAUGGCCAGCACUCUAGAUAUCCUUCCCACCAUUGCACGUCUGGCAGGAGCCAAACUACCUCAGGUGAUGCUGGACGGGUUUGAUAUGACAGAAAUCCUUGUCAACCAUGGAAAGAGUAUAAGGGAGGCAAUGAUGUUCUACCCCACAGAUCCCAAUGAGAUAUAUGGCUUGUUUGCCCUGAGGUUAGGGAAGUACAAGGCCCACUUCUAUACACGAGGUGCUUCCCACAGUGGUACUACCCCAGAUCAAGACUGCCCAGUAUUUGCAGUCCUCAAGGCCCACGACCCCCCUCUUAUUUUUGACCUGGAAGCUGACCCCUCAGAGCACUACCCUCUUAACCUACAGGGAAGACCUGACCUCCAAGCACUUCUGGAAAGGAUCAAGAACGUCAAGCAACGAUUUGAAGCCUCCAUGGUGUUUGGAGAGAGCCAGGUAUCAAAAGGAACAGACCCGAACCUGGCACCUUGCUGCAAUCCUCAGUGUAGCCCCAAGCCUAGGUGCUGCCAUUGUUGAUGGGACAAAUUCUCACAGUGAUAAUUCUCACAAUGCUAAUGAUGACAUUGAGGGAAAUGCUGGAGGUACUGCACUGAUUUUGCCACAAGAGGUGAUGUUGAUUAUCUGAUGAUGCAUUGCUACUUGCUUUUGUGGACAGCUAUGCUUUAAUUACUGUUCUUAUUGAAAAGUAAUAUUGCACACAAUCUUUGAGAGAUGAUUUUCUAACUACAUUUAGAACUAAUGUAUAGAGUUGCUCCGAUACCAAUAAUGGAAAUGACUCUGGCUAAAAAGAGGAAUCAGGUAUCUGCGAGUACUCAUGUACAUGCCAUUUCAUGUAAUUUGAUAUUACGUAAUUUAUUUGCCCUGAAAUAGGGCAGUGUCACAUUUGCCUUUUUUUUCCCAGGAUAAGGUAGUCUUGUCAUGAUCUACUCUGAGUCUGAUGCACCUAACCUGAUAUUCUCACCAUAACCAAUCUAACCAACCCAAACCAACAAAGGUAAUGAGUACAAAUAAAUCAGAGAGUAGGUUGGGUCAUGCACGCUGUGCUGCUUUUCACUGACAUCUAUGACAUUCAUUCAUCUAUUUGUUCACAUUUUUUAAAAAAAAGCGUUUAACCUACCAGGGCAUACAACAAUGAUAGUAAUCAUUCAAGACUAGUAGUAUACAUCUCUUAAAAAAUGACCUCUGUAUUGUUUGAUACAGAGUCGUUGUCGGCCAAGUUCAGGUAUCUGAAUUGGUAUAAGGACGUAAAAAAUGGUAUCGGAACAUCUCUACUAAUGUGUAACAAUGUACUGUAUAUUUCUUGACUUGUUCUGUUUGGAUACGGGUUUUAUUAUAAGAUUUAUUAUGUAAUUUCCACUUUAGUAUUUCUUAAAAUCAUUUAUAAUAAAUGUAUUGAUUCUUAUGUGAAAAUGCUUGGCAACAUAUUUCAGUCACACAAAACAAUCAAACAAUAAAGACAAAAAUGAA
This is a messenger RNA of Larimichthys crocea (large yellow croaker), 2513 nucleotides long. It is a transcript of the gene arsa, whose product is annotated as arylsulfatase A. NCBI's taxonomy places the organism in Eukaryota, Metazoa, Chordata, Actinopteri, Sciaenidae. Gene Ontology annotation, molecular function: arylsulfatase activity. The record is from RefSeq and is a predicted model, not a curated record. The coding region runs from base 57 to 1562 and encodes 501 amino acids. The transcript has 8 exons.